Messenger RNA from Papaver somniferum (opium poppy), 1284 nucleotides. RefSeq lists its product as uncharacterized. The record is from RefSeq and is a predicted model, not a curated record. NCBI's taxonomy places the organism in Eukaryota, Viridiplantae, Streptophyta, Magnoliopsida, Ranunculales, Papaveraceae. Gene Ontology annotation, biological process: proteolysis. The transcript is spliced from 2 exons. Gene Ontology annotation, molecular function: aspartic-type endopeptidase activity. Bases 1 to 1284 code for a protein of 427 amino acids.
AUGAUGCACCGCCGUGAUGGCGCAAUAUUUGGCUGGCAAAUGCGUCAAUCAUGCAACGAGAACUGUACUAAGGGUACCGGAGAUGCUGCAAGUGCUGAUGAGAAACAACACGGUGCUGGGAAGGCUCAGCAUGAUGUUGGCAGGGGCCAACAUCGCAACAUCAGUCGUUUGCUAGGGAGCAAAGAACACACAAAGAAGAAAAUGUCUUCUGGACUGAUGUACGUUGGUGUGAAGAUUAACGGAGAAUGGGUAUCAGCGAUGGCUGAUACUGGUGCGACGAAGUCUUUCAUUCAUCCAAAUGUUGCCAUGGCAUUGAACUUAACAGUUACUAGCGCGGCUAGCACCAUCAAAACUGUUAACUCAGAACCACAAGCCAGUCGAGGGAAAGUUCGCAAUGCAGAUGUGCAAGUUGGAGAAUGGAAAGGAAAGCUAGAUUUUCUAGUGAUGGUCAUGGAUGAUUUUGACCUGAUUUUGGGCAUGAAUUUCUUUUGCGCGGGGAAGGCGUCGUCAUUACCUCAUAGGAAUGGGAUAUUGAUACAGCACCCUCAAUACCCAUGUUUUAUCCCUAUUGUGAGGCAAAGUGAACCAGACAAGACACUUAAGCCAUGUCUGUCUGCGGUUCAGGUGAACGAUGGUAUGCGCCAAGGCUUGGCUACUUUCCUAUGCGUGUUUGUUGAGAUCAAACCAGGAAAGGUAGUGGAAGUAGAGGAUGGAAUAGCUGAAGUCUUAGAAGAGUUUGCAUACACGAUGCCUGCAGAAAUGCCUAAGACGCUACCAUUACGGCGUAGGAUCGAUCAUAUGAUAGAGUUGGUGCCAGAGGCAAGGCCGCCUGCACAAGCACCAUAUCAUAUGUCACCGCUAGAACUUGAGGAGAUGCGCAAGCAGAUUUAUAAAUUACUGGAGGAAGGCUACAUACAACCGUCUAAAGCUCCAUUUGGUGCUCCGGUUUUGUUCCAAAAGAAGCAAGAUGGCUCGCUUCGUAUGUGUGUUGAUUAUAGGGCUUUGAACAAACUAACUAUGAAGAACAAGUACCCAAUUCCGCUAGUGGAAGACUUGUUUGAUCGGUUGGACAAAGCUAAAUUAUUCACCAAAUUGGAUUUGCGCUCAGGUUAUUACCAAGUGCGCAUAGCAGAAGGCGAUGAACCAAAGGAUGCAAUGGUAACAAGGUAUGGCUCGUUUGAAUACCGUGUGAUGCCAUUCAGCUUGAUAAAUUCUCCAGCAACAUUUUGCAACAUGAUGAAUGAUGUGUUUGCUGAGUACAUUGACCGCUUUGUAGUGGUAUAA